This is a messenger RNA of Salvia splendens (bonfire salvia), 663 nucleotides long. RefSeq lists its product as uncharacterized. NCBI's taxonomy places the organism in Eukaryota, Viridiplantae, Streptophyta, Magnoliopsida, Lamiales, Lamiaceae. The record is from RefSeq and is a predicted model, not a curated record. The transcript has a single exon. Bases 1 to 663 code for a protein of 220 amino acids.
AUGAGAGAAACUUCAAUAACCACUGAAGGGGUGCCUUGGCUUAUUGGCGGGAACUUUAAUACUAUUCUCUCUAUUCGAGAUAGGGAGGGAAGCAACACUAACCGGCAGGCGGAGAUGAUUGACUUCGCCGAGGCAAUUGAGGACUCCAGACUCCUUGAUCCAGGCUACGAUGGUUCGGACUAUACAUGGGCCAAGAAUGGCCUCUUCGAAAGGCUGGAUAGGGUGCUGAUGAGUGAGCCGUGUACCCGAAUGUUUGAAGCGGUAAGGGCAACGAACCUCCCUCGGGUUGCCUCGGACCACGGCCCAGUGCUGCUUAGGUGCAAGAUGGCAGGCACCAACUAUGGGGGCAGCCCCUUCCGAUUUCAAAACAUGUGGAUCCGGCACGAAGGUUUCCUGGAUUUGGUACGAGAAGAUUGGGGCAUGCCGACGGAUGCAGAAGGACUCCUCAACCUCCAAAUCAAAAUUGCGAGAGUUAAAAAAACCUUGAAGAAAAGGAAUAAGGAGAUCUUUGGAAACAUUCACUCCAACCUUAGGGGCAUGGAAGAGAAGAUAGCGGUGGCCCAGGCGGAAUUCGAAGAUAGGCCAUCACCAGAAAAUAGAACGGAAAUCAACAAACUCAUUGCCGAGUACAUUUGCCUACUCAGAAUGGAGGAGGAUUUUUAG